This is a messenger RNA of Paramecium octaurelia, 1567 nucleotides long. Lineage: Eukaryota; Ciliophora; Oligohymenophorea; Peniculida; Parameciidae. The record is from the annotation of a GenBank genome assembly.
AUGGAAACUGAUCCUAUGAAUGUUACAUAAAAUCAGACAUAAACUAGGCGUCAUUAUCCUAAAGAUGUUCAAGUAACUUAAUAUCUGUUAUAAAAAGGGUUUAAAAUCUGAAUGGUACGGAAUUGAACAUCAUUUGUAAGAGAUUGGAUUAGACAUUUAGCGAAAUGAAAGAGAAAUUUUGAAUCUAAGGAAGAAGGAAUUAUUGUAUGAGAUUGUUAUUUCAUUCUUUAAGGACUGAAUUGGAUCGCAAAAUGCUUGAGUAAUUGUAGAUUAAACAGAAGGAAUUGGAGUAGAAAUAUGAAGAUGCGCAAGAAAUGAAAAGGAGACAAUUGAAAUUUUAAGAGGAACAGAGAAAAUUCUUAGAAGAUAGGGCUAUAUUGCAAAAAGGCAUCUCUUCCAUCUAUGACAAAUAAAAAUAAGAUUCCUUAAUUAGGGAAAUGGAUUUGAGACAAUAAAAGUUAGAGUGGGAAUAGUAGGCUUUGGAAGAGAAUAGAAGGAGAAUGGAAUAGGAUUUCCUAUAGAGGAGAAUGCAGAAGGAGCAAUGGGCUAAAGAACAAGAUGCAGACUUGAAACUAUCCCAGUUAAGGCAUAUGGAAGAAAGAGAGAGAUAUAGAAGUGAUUAAAUUGAAAUUCAGGAAUUAAAUAGAAGAAAUGCUGAAAAAGAAUUAAUCAAAGAGGAAAACUAUAAAAACGUAUCAAAAUCAAUCUAAAUUAAUAGUUUUACAGACUCUGUUCCCAAAAUUAAGCUUAAUUGUAGAAAAUGCAUAUUGACAAUGUUCUUCAGCCUUUGUUAGAGAGGUAAGCUCAAUUGGAGUCAUUGAUUGCGAAAAAUAUGGAUGCCUAUCAAAGAAAACUACUUCAAGAUGAAUUAGAUCGAGUAAUCAAGAGACAAGAGGAGUGUAGAUCGACACUUAAUGUGAAUAAAAAGAUUUUGGAUGAAAGAGAGUAAGGAAAGUUUCAGGAGAAGAGUGUUAAAUAGGAGUUGAAUAAAUAAAGAUUGGAAGAUGUAAUGUCUUAUGCUAUUUUAUUAGCUAUAAAAUUACAAUCAAUUCUUAGUUUAAAGGAAGGUUGAUUAAGUGGAAUAGCAAAGAUAAUACAAAGAAUAUUUGGAUCAGUAAAGAAUUGAAAAGUAACAAUUAUAUUUAAUUAUUAAAAGAGAGGAACAAAGACUGAAACAACUUAGAAUGGGAAGAUAAGAGAAAUCUAUGAAUAUGUUGGAUUUAUAGGCAUAUAAAAAUUAGGAGGCAUAAUUAAAUGCAAAGAUUAUUGGAUGGUCUCCAUAAGUUGGGUAAUUUGUCUGUUCAUUUUAUGUAGUUAAUUACCACCAAAAUAAGAUUAUUUAUUAAAAUAACAAUCUCUAGCUUAAUUAAAGUAGGAUGAGAUGAAUGCAAUUAACUAAAAUUUGAGUAAUGUUUCUCAAGUCAGUCGAGGAUAGGCUUUAAGAGGAGCAGGAUAAAAUGCAAUUCAUUAGAAUCACAAUCCAGUUACAAAUCCUAUUCCAUUUAAUAAUCAGAAUCCCUACAUAUAGAAAUAAUAUGAGUAAAUGAUUAGACCAAGACCUUAUUGA